Messenger RNA from Paramecium sonneborni, 1241 nucleotides. The record is from the annotation of a GenBank genome assembly. NCBI's taxonomy places the organism in Eukaryota, Ciliophora, Oligohymenophorea, Peniculida, Parameciidae.
AUUCAAUAUCCACAUUCAAAUUAUGCUGAAUUUCAUACCGAAAUACAACUAUUAUCAAAGAUUAACUUAACAUAUGGUAUUGUUCAAUCUAACCAGACAAUUAGAAAAACUCUAGAUCGUGAAAAUAGAAAACCUAAGAAAUGGCUAUAAAAUUAUUUUGUUCCAUUCAUUCCCAAAUGGACUUCAAGAAUUAUUGAUAACAAAAAGAAAUCUAUAUUCUUUCUACUUUGUUUUGGCUUAUUUACCUAUUAUGAAGGGUUCUAAUGUAAAAUAUAUUUCUAUUUUAUCUCAGAUCUUCACAAUAAAGUUCUACACAGAGAGCCUUUAAAAAAUAAAUUUUAAAGGUGGAUUUUCAAUGUUAAGAAUAUACCAAAAUAAUCCUUGACAGAAUUUUAGCCAAUUAAUACAUUAAAUUAAAAUACCGUCAAUUAAUUAAAAGAGAUAUAUUUAAAAUGUGAAUCAGAAAUGAAAUAUGGAAUGUCUAGAAAAUUAAUGUAUGAAAUUUAUGAUUCACUACAUCUAUUCUAAAAAGAUGAAGAGAGAAUAGGAUUUUAUAGAUAAUCAGGUUAUUAUAAAAAAGUAACUAUUAUAUAUAUAUAUAUUUUUAUAGAGAAAUUAAAAAGUCUCCAGUGUUCAUUUCUCUUAAUUUGUCAAGAUUUUUGAAGAUGCUUUAAAAAAAUUAAAUAAAAAAGGAAAUAUUAUUACAGAAUCAGAAUUAGUAUCUUAAUUUAUUUAAUUAUGCUUAGAAAAAUAAGAUGAAGUAAUUAUAUUUCUUUAUCAAAUUUUAUAGAUUAAAAAAUGGGAACUAAAAAUAUAAUAAAAAAGAGCUGAAUAUGUUAAAUUGAUUCCUGAAUUAUAGGAAUAAAAAUAAGGUUUGAUUAGAUAAAUUAUGAGUGAAAAUCCAUAUGUAACUGAAGAAUACAUAUAAAAAGAAGUAUUAUCUAUUUAUAAAUAAUUAAUAGCUUGAAAAUAAGGGUCUAUAUGGAUUGGGAACUAAAGAUAAACUAUAAAUUUAUGAUCUAUAGUUAUCUCUUCAUAAGGUAUUGCUUGAUAACAAAAAAGCAAAACUAGAGAACAGUAUGCUUUUUGGAUAAUCAAUGUUGAGUUCAGAAAAAGAAAAAAGAUUAAUUAAAAAAAUAAUGGAUGAAGAACAAAUAGUAGAAUAACUUUAGGCGAAGAGAAACAAUAUGGCUGAAAAGUUUAAGGUGUUAUUUAAGAAAUAAGAGAUAUUUGAUAUUUGA